Molecule: messenger RNA, 770 nt
Organism: Salvia splendens (bonfire salvia)
Lineage: Eukaryota; Viridiplantae; Streptophyta; Magnoliopsida; Lamiales; Lamiaceae
Exons: 4
Coding region: 196-495 (99 amino acids)
Source: RefSeq, a predicted model, not a curated record
UAAGCCAAAGAGUUUUGCCGUUGAUCUCAGCGGGAAUUUAUAUGUUGCUGACCAUCGUAACUAUGCAUUCGGAAGAUCACCAAAUCAGGUGUGACCACGAUCGCUGGGGGUUAUUCACAAAAGGCUGGCCAUGCUGAUGGACCUGCUCGUGAUGCAUCAUUUUCUGAUAAUUUUGAGUUGGCCUUUAUCGCUGAAAUGUGUGCUUUGCUGAUAUCUGACCAUGGCAACAGAUUAGUUCGUCAAAUAAGUUUGAGACCAGAAGAUUGUAGCAGGCAGUCUGGCUCUGUUCUGGGAACCACCUCUGCCUGGCUUCUUGGUAUGGGACUCUGCAGCGUGAUCAGCCUUGCUGUUGGCCUUGUCAUCCGCCCAUAUGUUAUUCCAUAUACAGGAAGGCGUCAGACGUUAUCAGCUCCCUUGGACAUGGACACAUUGCCAAAUGAGUCUGGAGAGACAAGUACUGAUGCUCUGCUCAGACUUGAGAAGCGCAGUUGUUAAAUCUACAGUAUAUUUGCGCGGUCAACAGAUCAUUUGCUCACCCUCUCGCACUUAUCCCUCAUGUUUAGGUGUAUGCCAUUAGAGUCUCGUUCUAGUUCUGGAAAAAAAGUGUCUUUGUUGGACAUGGAUGAAGUAUGUAGUAGUAGUAGCAGUAGCAGUAGUAGUAGUAAUGCAGUCAUCUCACAGCAGGUGGCAGAUCAACUGAAAGAUCUGCUCACUUUUGACAAAGGGCUUUUGAUGGCACCCGUGAAUACCGAUGAAACGGCAGAGCCAGA